Triplophysa dalaica is the source of this 1172-nucleotide messenger RNA. RefSeq names its product ankyrin repeat domain 22 (gene ankrd22). Lineage: Eukaryota; Metazoa; Chordata; Actinopteri; Cypriniformes; Nemacheilidae. The record is from RefSeq and is a predicted model, not a curated record. The coding region runs from base 167 to 742 and encodes 191 amino acids. The transcript has 6 exons. Gene Ontology annotation, molecular function: protein binding.
ACACCCUUAUCAAAAACGCUGAUUCGCAACCCGUCAUAAAAACAGAAGAGGGAAACGCUGAUUCGAGAGGGCAGACAGGUCACUAAAGGGUGUUAGUUUUGUAUUUUUAAUUCGUAUUGAAGAGUUCGAGUUUAAUUUUGUGGUAAAAGAGGUGAGAGGAAGCCAAAUGGGUAUAUUGUACUCAGAGCCCAUGUGUCAGGCAGCAUAUGAGGAUGAUUUUCAAAAAGUGCGAGAACUGAUUUUGUCUGAUGGCAGAAAUGUAAACGUUCAAGAUAAGACCACAGGAGACACACCAAUUAUAGCUGCCUGUAGACAAGGAAACAUCAGGAUGGUCAAAUACCUUCUGGAUCACAGUGCUAAUGUCUCCAUUAGAAAUAAGAAAGACAGGACUUGUCUGCACUAUGCUACAAGAAGAACAUUCACCUUCCUGGACUACCUGAUGAUUAUUAUUUUGAUGCCUAUUCUGUUAAUUGGCUAUCUUAUAAUGGUAGAGAAGCAAAGAAAAAAUGUGAAGAUGGUUGAGCUUCUGUUGACCAGUAAGGUGGAUGUAAAUGCAGUAGACUAUAAAGGAAACAUAGGGCUGCACUAUGCUUGCCAAAGAAAAAGUCAGGAAAUUGUUCCAUUGCUGUUGUUGAAAAAUGCAGAUGUUUCAAUACAGAACAAAAAUCAUGAAACGCCACUAGAUAUUGCUAAGAGGCUGAAAUUCCACAAAAUCGUGGCACUGUUGACAAAAUCAAUGUGAAAGUAUUUAAGGACAUUAAAGGACAAACGUGUGUUAUGUGCACCUACAGUUGGAUCCUUUUUUUUUAUUUGAUCACAUUUUCACACAUUCUAUUAUACUUCCUGUUACAAUAAUACAUUUCUCAUAUGAAAGAUGUUGCCAUACUGAUUUCUGUUUAAACUGUAUAAAAGGGAAUAUAAUAAGUUUUGUUAAAAAAAGUGAAUAAAUGUUUAUUAUAGUCUACAUGUGCUGUAGAUUGUUUGUGUUAUAAUGUUAUUCAGUUAAUUUUUUUUUUUUUAUUAUUUAUGAAUUUGGUUUUCCAUGAUGUUAAUGUUACAACUACAACUUGCAUGUUUAAAUCUCACAAAAAAAGUGGACCAAUGUAUUCAAAAAAGCAAAACUAUGGAAGUUACUUUAGGUUAUUUAUUAUUAAAUGUCUGUUUCAUGUUUA